Molecule: messenger RNA, 816 nt
Organism: Amborella trichopoda
Lineage: Eukaryota; Viridiplantae; Streptophyta; Magnoliopsida; Amborellales; Amborellaceae
Product: aquaporin NIP1-1-like
Biological process (GO): transmembrane transport
Cellular component (GO): membrane
Molecular function (GO): channel activity
Source: RefSeq, a predicted model, not a curated record
AUGGAGAAUGAAUUAGGAAGGAUGGGUGAGACUCCUAAAACAUCCCCAAUUGGCAUCUCUCCUAUUCCUGAUGUGUUGAGCUUGGAAGAAGGCAAGACUUCUUUUACUAGUGUUUGCCAAGACAGCCCUCUAAGGCUUCGUCUCUCUCCAUCAUUCAUCGUCUCAAUACAAAAGAUUAUUGCAGAGAUGCUUGCUUCAUAUUUUGUGGUAUUUGUGGGUUGCGCAUCACUUCUCAUGGAUGCUGAUAAGCACAACAUAGGUUUAGUGGGCGUUGCAAUUGUGUGGGGUUCGGUUGUGAUGGUGAUGAUUUACACAAUUGGUCAUGUAUCAGGAGGGCAUUUCAACCCAGCUGUGACCAUUGCCUUUGCAUCUAUUGGCCGCUUUCCAUGGAAGAGUGUGCCCACUUAUGUUGCAGCUCAAGUCCUGGGUUCGACUCUUGCUAAUGCUACUUUGAGGAUAUUGUACCAGACCAAGAAGGUUAAUGUUUCUAUGACACUGCCCGCAGGGACUGACAUUGAGUCACUGGGAUGGGAAUUUAUAAUGGCAUUCCUUCUUAUGUUUGUGGUUUGUGGAGUGGUAACUGAUAGUAGGGCGAUUGGAGAGCUUGCGGGGGUUACAAUAGGAGCAACUGUCCUAGCUAAUGCACUCAUUGCGGGGGCUAUAUCUGGAGCCUCCAUGAACCCGGCAAGGAGUGUGGGAGCUGCAGUUGUAAAAGGAGACCUAGAAAAGCUUUGGAUUUAUCUUGUGGGACCCACAGCUGGGGCAGUCAUUGGAGCCCACACCUAUAAUAUACUAAGGUCAAUUGCUAUUUACUGA